Messenger RNA from Myotis lucifugus (little brown bat), 637 nucleotides. RefSeq names its product translationally-controlled tumor protein-like. The transcript is spliced from 4 exons. NCBI's taxonomy places the organism in Eukaryota, Metazoa, Chordata, Mammalia, Chiroptera, Vespertilionidae. The record is from RefSeq and is a predicted model, not a curated record. Bases 237 to 545 code for a protein of 102 amino acids.
UUCGUUGCCAUUACUUGGCAUAGUCAGCAGGAUUCCAAAGAAGCUCACUCAGGACUAUUCAGAGGACUCGAACCCAGUGCCAGGAUCCAGCAAGGGUCCCAUUGAGCCCGCGGGUUCCCCACCCAUUGGGUGAAUUUGGGACAAGAACCUGGGGUAUCAAAAUCAGACACAAGGUGGAGGCCUGCUAGCUGCCUCCGUUUGUCUGUUUCUGUGAAUGUGAAGACCAGGAAGAUGGGAUGUGGAAGAGACAGACCCAACCUCUUCUGCCUUCUGACCUGGAACCUGGACACAGCACACUUCCAGCCGCCAUCAAGAUCAUCUACUGGGACCUCAUCAGUCCUGAUGAGACGUUCUCCGAUAUCUGCCAGAUCUGGGUCAUCAGAGAUAAGCUGUGCCUGGAGGUGGAGGAGAUGGUCAGUAGAUUAGAAGGAUCUGGGAGGACAAGCCUGGAGCUGUUGGCAAACGCCACAGGGCAGGUGAAGACUGAGAAGGAACAACCUCAACAUGAAGGAGAGCGAAGCCAAGAGGAGAUACCUGGGCCCUGAUCACAGGGUUGAUCCCUGGAGCAAACGGGCCCUAAAGCUGGUUGUACCCAGGAUUUUUCAGACAUUAGGCAAUAAAACCAUUUUUUGCUUAA